AUGGUUGACAAUGUGGCAAAUUGCAUUGCUUUCGAGCGAGCUUGUGAAGCCUAUAACAAGGGUAUCAUCCAUUUGCUAAAUGGGAAAUUUGAGCCCUGCAUCCUUGCCCUGCAAGAGUGUAUUUUUUUUUCCCCCAAUCGUAGCAAUGCUAAUGCGAUGGUAGCACUCGGGGAGUGCUAUGUUAUGGCAUGUGAUCUAGCGUCGGCGGUGCGCUGGUACCGCCGUGCUUUGUGGGUUUUUCAGGGUUCACCAUCUCCCGCGGCGGAGUCGCAGGGGCUUACAUCAAUUUCGGUAAAUCACUCUGCUCAAUCAGCGAGCCCACUCAUGUCAAAUGAGGUCGACAUAGUAGGUCAAGGACUUGCCCCAGUGGUAGAUACAAAUCUAGCGAUCUCUGCCUUCCCCGAUUCCACCGAGCAUGAUGGUGUCAGGUAUGAAGAGGCGCAAUUUGUGGAACAAGAUGCAACCCUUGCCGCGCAAGAAUCAGGGGCUAGGCUUACUGCCUCGAUGAGAGAAGAGCCGUGGGCUUGUGAGGUUAGUAAAAGUCAGGUAGAAACUCGGUUGGCAGGACUCCUUGACGCACUGGGCCUUGUACACUACCGUAUGGGUGACUUUGCACAGGCCUUGCGCUUUGCAGAGCAGUCACUUGCUUUACUUCCCAACCAGCCGCUUGUGUGUUUGCAUAGGUGCAUGUACUUGAUGGCGAUGCAGCGGCAAGAUGAAGCAGAACGGGAACUAGAGAAGUAUCUAAAGGAAAUACAGAAGUCUACGAAUGACGCCACAGCAUCCCCCUUCAGCCCUCAUCGAUUGCAGAUUGCGACCCUUUUAGUACACUUAUGCUGUGGUCGGCAGGCGUUUAAGGUAGCGCGCACGCUGCUAGAGGAGGAGCUUAAAGGUUGUGGAAUGCGUGUGAAUGUGGUGACCGAAGUCGAGGAUGCAGGGAAAGGGGUAGACGAAACUCACCUAGCCAUCGUUGCGAGGCAACAGUUUCACGAGUCCUACACCGAUUAUCGUACUAAGGCACUCGCACGUCAGGACGUUGGUACAAUCAGCCGCUGUAUCAACGUCUUUCCCGAAGAUGUCGAUCUACUCUUCACCCGUGCGCAAAUCUAUAUCCGUACUGGUCAGCUGAAACGGAGUGUUAGGGACCUUUUCCGCUGUAUAAAGGAAAGCAAUGGUACACAUACCCAGGCGGUUGAAAUGAUGACCUCGGUGCUUUUUACAAUUGGUCAAACCAGUCUAGCAGACGAGCAGAGCUAUGCUGAUCCUGGCGCUGCCGGUGGCCAUUCUCAAAGCAAGAGCAACUUGGACGAAGCCAUUGUGUAUUACACGGAGUCUUUGAAGUGGCGAACGGAUAAUACCUUGGUGCUACUUGCGCGUGGUGAUUGUUAUUCCAAGAAGGAGGAUUACGUACACGCUCUAGAGGAUUACAGGAGGGUUCUCGAGCUGGAGGAGAAGCUAGGGGGCGAGAUCACACCAUUAGCUUCUACUGCGAAUGGACGUAUUGCUACUUUGCAUAACCUGUGGGCACGUAAGCUGUAUUUUAUGGGUAAUUUUAAGGAGGCUGAAAUUGAGUUCACAAACGCAAUUAAGGCCGACAACCAGCAGCCAGUCUUUUUCUUUUACCGUGCGAUGUGUCGUUUUAGGCUUCAGGAGCCGUGCUAUGCUUUGCGUGAUGUGCUCUCUUGCCACGAAUUAAAACCAACAGACCCUAAACUCAGAGCUUUUGUGAUCCGUUACCUUGGUAGUGAGGAUGUCUCGUAUUCAUCGCCACCAUUGUCAAAGUUACCAACACGUCUGCAUUCAAGGGGAUCUCACGUGCCCUUAGCCUCAAGUGGUCCUGACGUUAGAGCGAUGAAACAGAGUCAAGGAGGAGACACGAUGGUUGAGGAAACUGAGAAUACAGACCAAGGUAGGCAGGGUGAUUCAUCGUGUUCGAAGGGCAAGCCUUUCCUACCACCUGUCGUUACGUCGGGCUUUAAUCAAGCAAAGUAUCUUGAAUCUUGGCGUCACUACCGUCAAUUGAACCGAACAGACCCCAUCGCGCCUGGCUCCCUUCAAAGAGGUGGUGACAUCGGUAGCCAGGUGAAGGGUAGCGGAGUUUUAUUGAAGGGCCAACGGAUGAGGUUGCGCUCUAAAUACAACAGUAGUAUGUAA
Phytomonas sp. EM1 is the source of this 2154-nucleotide messenger RNA. The record is from the annotation of a GenBank genome assembly. NCBI's taxonomy places the organism in Eukaryota, Euglenozoa, Kinetoplastea, Trypanosomatida, Trypanosomatidae.